Liolophura sinensis is the source of this 482-nucleotide messenger RNA. RefSeq lists its product as uncharacterized. The record is from RefSeq and is a predicted model, not a curated record. The transcript has 6 exons. Bases 45 to 482 code for a protein of 145 amino acids. NCBI's taxonomy places the organism in Eukaryota, Metazoa, Mollusca, Polyplacophora, Chitonida, Chitonidae.
AGCGAGUGGUGGAGAAAAUCGGACCGUGGACUUGGAGCGUCAAGAUGAAAAGACGAUCCACCCGAAGUUUUUCCCCAGCUCAGGCCUUGGAGACGGCUGAGGAGCCAGUGGAAACUGCCCACAGCCAGAGAGAUUGCAAACUUAAGACAAAUAAUCCCAAACCUGCAAGCAAGAGAGGUCGGCCAAGGAAAGCACCUUUUGAGGUCAAGACUGAAGAUGUUCAAAACACAGAUGCAGCAAAGGUCCUCUGUUCAGAAUCAUCUAUCAAACAUCUACAGAAGGAAGAUUCUGAGAUUGUCAAGACAGAAGAGGAAGAAAAUGUGGAAGACAUGAAGAAAGAAAAUGUCGCUGAGAAGGACGGAAAUAUAAUUUCAUCUGUGGUGUUGUCUGAUCAACAGACAGAGAACGACAAAAAACUACCCAAUGCCAUCAUUGAAAACAACCAACCAAUGAACAGUGAAGAUCAGGAAGUUAAAGGGUGA